This is a messenger RNA of Quercus robur (English oak), 1796 nucleotides long. Its product is annotated as receptor-like protein 44. The transcript has a single exon. The coding region runs from base 539 to 1354 and encodes 271 amino acids. NCBI's taxonomy places the organism in Eukaryota, Viridiplantae, Streptophyta, Magnoliopsida, Fagales, Fagaceae. The record is from RefSeq and is a predicted model, not a curated record. Gene Ontology annotation, molecular function: protein binding.
CUAUUACUAUUUAUCAUACUUCUAGUGCUCUCCCAUUAAAGUUUACUAACACACCUACACCUCUGCCUCCAAAACUUAGAAUUUGGUGACACUAGUCUCUCUCUCUCUCAUUCUUGCUAGCAUAGCAGAAGUUACAGAAACACUAGUCAAAAUAAACCAACCCCUCUCUUAGUUUUCUUUCUUGCUACAAUUGAUUUUUUAUCCAUAGGGAUUUUUAUAUGUAUUAAACAAAAAAAAACAGAUGCCCCUUGGCAACAGAAUAUUAAAGAAAAAUAGUCAGUAGAUUCCAAUCUCUCUCUCUUGCUUGCUCUCUCCCGCAACUGUCUGCCUUUCCCAGAAGACCAAACAAGACUUAAACAAACCAAAAAAAAAAAAAAAAUUUGACAAAAGCAAAAACAAAAACAAAACAGAAACAGUCUUUUUAGAAUUAGACGAACCCCUCUCUCUUUCUCUUUCUCUUUCUCUUUCUCUCUUUUUGUGUCUGUGUCUGUCUCUGUCUCUCUCUCAUUUCUUACCAAACUAGCAAUAGCAUAGCUAGAUGGGUCUUUGGACUCGGCAUCAUCUUCUUCUUCUCCUCCUGUCUCUCCUUGUCUGCACUUGCUUCUCAGAUCCAAGCGACGAGCUUUGCCUGACCCACCUAAGCGAGUCCUUAUUAGACCCCACAAAAUCGCUUCAAAACUGGACCAAGACCACCUUCUCCAACCCUUGUUCUGGCUUCACCUCAUAUCUCCAAGGCGCAACUUGCAACAAUGGUCGAAUCUACAAGCUCUCUCUCUCAAACCUCUCUCUCAGAGGCUCUAUCUCUCCUUUCCUCGCUAACUGCACUAACCUCCAAGCCCUUGACCUCUCCUCCAACGCUCUCACUGGUCCAAUCCCCCCAGACCUUCAAUACUUAGUCAACCUUGCUGUACUCAACCUCUCCUCUAACCAGCUCACCGGUCAGAUCCCACCUCAGCUCACAUUGUGUGCUUACCUUAACGUUAUUGAUCUUCACGAUAACCUUCUCACAGGCCAAAUUCCACAGCAAUUGGGUAUUCUCGCUCGUCUCAGCGCUUUUGAUGUUUCUAAUAACAAACUCUCUGGUUCCAUACCCACCUCGCUGGUGAACAGGAGUGGGAACUUGCCGAGAUUCAAUGCUACAUCGUUUGAUGGAAACAAGGAUCUUUAUGGGUACCCUUUACCGCCUUUGAAGAACAAAGGGUUGUCAGUGAUGGCCAUUGUUGGGAUCGGAUUGGGAAGUGGCUUCGCUAGCUUGGUACUCAGUUUUACUGGGGUGUGUAUAUGGCUCAAAGUUACAGAGCACAAGAUGGCUCUUGAGGAAGGCAAAAUUAAUCACCUUAUGCCCGAUUAUUGAGCUUAAUAUUCUGAGAAAAUUGAUCGCAGAUGAGAUUAUUGAGCUGAAAGUGAUGAGUUUAAAAAAAAUUUCAGGUAUGUUUUUGAUACAGGUGAGGUUUGGGCUUAGUCUUAAUAUUACUAUUAUUUUUUCUUCUUCUUUCUAAUGGGGUUUUAUUAUUAGAUACUCUUUUACUAAUUUGUGGAGGGAUUUUUCUUUUUUCUUUUUUCUUUUUCACCUUCUGUCUUUAACCAAUUUGGCUUUGUUUUCUUUUUUGGGGAAUCUCUAUUUCUUUUGGGGAUUGAUUAUCUAUAUUUAGUAAUUGCUUAACAAUCAACAUUGUAUAAAUCCAAUUCAAACAUGAGGCAUAUGAUCAGUGAAAUAGUGCAGUUAUAAUUGUCAUUUUUCCUCUCUUUGAUGUAAUGUAAGCAUACAGUAAUGUAAUGCUUUUGUUGUUUCUUUC